CAGCGGCACAGCUAGGAUUACUCUCGUGAUCUAAGACUCAGCCUCUAAGACAUUGCCGUCUAGAUUUUCUAACGUAAUUUUGUCCAAUCAACGGUGGAGACCUCGUAAGGCUCACGAUAUGUGCAUACUUUGCUCAUUUGAAGAAUCAUGUAGAACGGGUAGAAUAGCAAUUUCGUAUCGUCAUCGCCUUGCGGUCUGCGGCUUCGCGACCGGCUCUCGCCACGCGAGCACCUGAGCUACGAUCGUGAAGAGAGAUAUAAAGUCAUGGUCUCCCAACGAUCACAAAGGAUUAUUAGAUCCAUAAUAUUCAUUGAACCAAACCAAAUCAUCAAAGACUUACCUUACUAAGAUAUACAUACUACCUAAUAUCUAAUACCAAGACAUCGAAUCUACACCUCUUUACCAAUUACACUCCAUCCUCACUAUUACCAACCACCAUUAUAAAUCACCCCAUCCCCAUCUAAUAAUAAUAAUAAUGCUCACCUCACUCCUCACAACAACAAUCACCCUCCUUUCCCUAGCAGGAGCCACACCCGUCCCGCAAACCGCACAACAGCUCUCGCGCGCCAAAGCAUACCAGCUUCAAAUCCAACUCCUAGACCCGACCAAGGACCUCGACCCCUCAGUCGCCGGCUCCUUCAUCGGCACCGUGCACGUCGGCGCGGGCCAAAACGUCGCUGUGGCAGGAAGCCACAACGCGUCUGGCACUCCUUUCUACACUAACGGCACGGUUGCAGACGGCUACGUCGAUGUGCUUAAUGACCUCGGCACGCAGUACCCCUGGGGCUUUAAGGUGCAGGACCGGGACAGCAGCGACGCGACGUAUCCCGGCGAACACGACGUCGAGAUCGAUGUCGGCGGGGGCACGAACGGGGUCAGCUUGGUUACGAACGCUGAGGACGUCAGGUUGGGCGGGCUGAGCGCUGGGUAUUAUGCUGUGUGCGAUCGGUUUAUCGGGUACGUCAGGGGGAACCUUACGGUUGUUAAGUACGUGUAUGAGGGCGAGACGCUCCCUGAGGGGUGUGUUGGGAUUAAGUUCGUGCCGCUUUGCGCGGAGUUGAAUACGUUGCCCGAGGGCAGCGAGUGGACGCAUGAUUUUGUGCAGGAGGUGGAUUGUGUUGUUCCUUCUUAAGGCGCUGUAUAGAUGGCCUGGGUAAAUCGCGAGGAGGGUCUUUGGAUUAGAUGAAAGCCCGGGGAUAAUGGUAAUGUGUUAUUAUGAAGACGUGGGAUCACAUCGUGUGGGCGAAUGUACGUCACGUCUUAGGAGUUUAGGUAGUAUAGACAGACUCAUGAGCUCAUGAUAUCAUAGAUCUGAAGAGCUAUUGCUCUAUAUAGACAUAUAAUGCAAAUGGAUAUUGGA
Molecule: messenger RNA, 1360 nt
Organism: Annulohypoxylon maeteangense
Lineage: Eukaryota; Fungi; Ascomycota; Sordariomycetes; Xylariales; Hypoxylaceae
Exons: 2
Coding region: 476-1132 (218 amino acids)
Source: RefSeq, a predicted model, not a curated record